AUGGAAUACGUAACAUUCAAGGAGGAACCUAACGAUGCUAAAAUAUUGUGCUGUCAAUGUGGUACAUUAAUUACUCCUAAUCCUUCUAAUAUGUGUGUCGGUUGUUUAAGAACCAGAGUUGACAUAACCGAAGGAAUUCCAAAACAAGUUACUAUCUAUUUUUGCAAAGGUUGUGAAAGAUAUUUGCAACCGCCAUCGGAAUGGAUUUAUUGUGCAUUAGAAUCAAGAGAGUUAUUAGCAUUUUGUUUAAAGAAAUUAAAAGGAUUGAACAGAUUAAAAUUAAUCGAUGCAGGAUUUGUAUGGACUGAACCCCAUUCUAAAAGAAUUAAGGUAAAAUUAACUGUUCAUGGAGAAGUUUUGGGUGGAGCUAUUUUACAACAAGUAUUUGUUGUUGAAUAUAUUGUCGGACAUCAAAUGUGCAGUGAUUGUCAUAAAACAGAAGCGAAAGAUUAUUGGAGGUGCUUGGUGCAAGUAAGGCAGAGAUGUGAAAAUAAGAAAACUUUUUUUUAUUUAGAACAACUUAUAUUAAAACACAAAGCUCAUGAGAAUACGUUAGGAAUAAAACCUGUUCAUGAGGGAUUAGAUUUUUUUUAUUCAACUGAAGCUCAUGCUAGAAAAAUGGUAGAUUUUAUUACAAAUGUUUUACCAUGUAGAAGCCAACAUUCUAAAAAAUUAAUAUCUCACGAUAUUCAUUCAAACACCUACAAUUAUAAAUACACUUGGAGUGUUGAAAUUGUUCCUCUCUCAAAGGAUGGAGUUGUUUGUUUGUCAAAAAAACUCACUCAACAAUUAGGAGGAAUUAAUCCAUUAUGUAUUGUUGCCAGAAUAACAAAUUCAGUUCAUUUAAUUCAUCCUGCAUCCUCUCAAAUUGCCGAAGUAAGUGCUUCUGUUUUUUGGAGAACUCCAUUUAGCAUCAUAUGCAGCCCCCCACAAAUGAUCGAAUUUGUUGUUAUAGAAAUUGAUGUUAUAAAUGCUAAUGAAAAACAAAGGUUUAAAGGGCAGGGAGCCAUUUCUCAUAAGCAUUUACUCGCGGAUGUUUGGGUAGUAAAAGCUUCAGAAUUAGGUAUAAAUGAAAAUACAAUUCACACGAGGACACACUUGGGAGCAAUAUUAAAACCUGGAGAUUCAGUUUUAGGUUACAAUUUGGCGGAUUUUAAUGUAAACGAUGAUAAUUUUGAUAAAUUAAAAGAAAAUGAUUUGCCGGAUGUGAUAUUAAUAAAAAAAUAUUACGGUGAAAGAUCAGCUAGAAAAAGAUUGAGAAAUUGGAAAUUGAAACAUUUAAAUGAAGAUGCCACUAAUUUUAAUAAAACAUCAGACGAAUUCGAAGAAUUUCUCGAAGAUUUGGAGGAAGAUCCAAAUUACAGGCAAAAUAUAAAUAUAUAUAAAGUUGAAAAAAGUGAAACGACGAUUCCAGUUACUUAUGAUGAAAUGGAUGAUCCAGCUUUUCCAAGAAUUACGUUGGCUGAAAUGUUGGAUGAUCUUCAAAUUGAUGAUAAUGGUGAUAUUGAAAUGAAUGAAUAA
Molecule: messenger RNA, 1521 nt
Organism: Pediculus humanus corporis (human body louse)
Lineage: Eukaryota; Metazoa; Arthropoda; Insecta; Psocodea; Pediculidae
Product: Nonsense-mediated mRNA decay protein, putative
Exons: 10
Coding region: 1-1521 (506 amino acids)
Biological process (GO): ribosomal large subunit export from nucleus
Cellular component (GO): cytoplasm; nucleus
Molecular function (GO): ribosomal large subunit binding
Source: RefSeq, a predicted model, not a curated record